AUGCGAGGCGAGCUCAAAGCGAAGAUGCCGAGAUUCCAGGUAGCUUUCCAUACGGCAAACACAAGUGUCCGAGCCCUCACGUUGGAAAUACAGACCCCACAUGAGCAUCCAUCAUACCACAGAAACAAUGCAUUAAAGCCGGUCCUUCACCUCUUGCGAACAAUCCGGCUUUGCGAAACCAUGUCGUCACAAACAGAGUGGCCCCAGUCCCUCAAGGACUUUGCCAAUCGUGCUUUCGCCGCUUGCACGGAUGUCAACCGCAAAGCCGUGUCCGAGGAGCUUCGAGCGCUCAUCUUUGACUCGUUCCAAAAUGGCACCAUCCACACCACCGACUGGACCAAUGCCACGCUCAAGAGCUUAGGGGCUCCGUCCGCAUCCACCAAGAAGUCGCUUUUGAAGAAACGAGCAGCUCCCUCCUCGACAGCGUCCGCGAGCUUGUCUGCAUCCGACUUGGAAGAGCAGCAGAGGAAAGAGAAGCGCGCAAGACGCUUCGAGAAGGAGCAACAAGAGUUCAGGCGCCAGGAAGACGAGAUGCUUGAAACAGCCAUUGCGUCCACCAGUCUAGCAUCAAGGUUUGGCGGCGGCAGCGCUGGCCAACCUUCGUGGUCUGCAGCUGCAUCAGCAGCAGGCACCGCGCGCCUCAACGGCAAGUCCAAAUACGGCGCGCAGACACCGAUAGGUGGGCCACAUUUCACAGACACCGAGGUAGCAGAUCCCAACGUCAUCGACUGGGACGAGCAUACCGUCGUAGGCACCAGCAGCAAGCUCGAAAAGUCCUACCUCCGCCUCACAUCAGCUCCCGACCCCAAAACCGUCCGUCCGCUCUCUACGCUCGUGCAGACUCUCGAGCUGCUGAAGAAGAAAUGGCGUACCGAGAACAACUACUCGUACAUAUGCGACCAGUUCAAGUCGAUGCGACAGGAUCUGACGGUGCAGCGCAUCAAGAACGAAUUCACCGUCAAGGUGUACGAGAUCCACGCACGAAUCGCGCUCGAGAUGGGCGACUUGGGCGAAUACAACCAAUGUCAGAGCCAAUUAAGAGGACUGUACGCGUACGGUAUCAGAGGCAGUGCCAUGGAGUUUCUGGCUUACAGGAUCCUAUAUCUUUUACAUACCAAGAACCGCAGAGACGUCAAUGCAUUGAUGGCAGAACUGACAGAAGAACACAAGGCCGAACCAGCAGUCGAACAUGCGCUUCAGGUGCGCGCCGCACUGGUGACAGGCAACUACCACUCGUUCUUCCAACUGUAUACAGAUGCACCCAACAUGAACGCCUACAUCAUGGAUCACUUUGUCGAGCGCGAACGCAUCAACGCUCUUCUCAUCAUGUCCAAGUGCUAUCGACCAUCGAUCGCGCUAAGCUUCAUUGCCGAAGAAUUGGCGUUCCAAGAUGUGGCAGAAGCGGAUGAGUUCCUGUCAGCAAAAGGCGCCGCUGCUUACGUCGAACCUACACCGGCCGAACUCGCUGCACUGGCACCACAGACGAACGGCAAGAAGAAAAAGUCGAAAGCGAUACCCAGCUUACCGUUGGAAAAGCGUCAGUGGGAUGCCAAAGCCGCAAUGCAGCCACUUACGGAUGCGAUACAGAAGUUCCGGAAGGAUAACGGAACGGCAGACGUCCAGCUGCAAACAUCCGCCGAACGGAUACAGCAUUUCGUGGGAAAGUCAUUCUCUUCCAGCAACAGCACAGAGAGACCCCCAUACGCAAAAACCUUGUCGACCAUGUCGUGGUUCUCCUCACAAUGGAAUCGUUGGUCGAAAGAGGCCAAUGGACCAUCUCGUUCGGGUAGCGAUGGUGGACCUAUUCGUCGGAUCGAAGUCGUCUGGGGUCGGGAAAGACUGCAAAUUGUGCUUCCACGAACCGCCGAACCAGUAACCCUCGGUCAUCUCCGUCACGAGAUCGCAUCGAUAACGUCUCUACCCUUCGACAAGAUUAAAUUGAUCCAUCGAGGACUCGUGAUGAAAGACGAUCGACUGCCUCUCACAGCGUACGGUCUUUCGGAAGGAUCACGAAUCGGUCUGGUCGGAAGCAGAGAGGAAGGCGACAGACCGGGAGCAAAGACCUCUGUGGGGAUGGGUGCGUUGUCGGUAGGCGAGCAGAAGGCACGUGAGAAAAAGGCGAGGGAAGCCGACACGAGCGAGCAGGGGUUGAUGUCGAGGAUCACGGAGGCGCUGGAGACGAGCAGAAAGGAGCUGUUCCCGGAGGUGGAGCAGGUGGAGACGGCGAUUGCCGGCCACUUGGAAGGGAAGGAGCAGACAACGACAGAGGCUGAAGCGGGAACGACGAUCGGAGGAGAAGGAAAGGGAGAGAAUAAGGCGGGAGGCAUGUCGUAUGCGCAGAUCGCAGACGCACAUCGACGGCUGUCGGAACUGCUGCUGAGACAGUUGCUGGCUUUGGAUUCGGUCAACGUGAACAGCGAUACGACAAGACAGGCACGAAAGAUCGCAGUCAAGGAGGUUCAGGCACAUCUCGAUCGACUCGACGCUGCAUUUUCCAAGUACAAGAGCGCUCACAAGUAG
Messenger RNA from Pseudozyma hubeiensis SY62, 2520 nucleotides. RefSeq names its product nucleus protein. NCBI's taxonomy places the organism in Eukaryota, Fungi, Basidiomycota, Ustilaginomycetes, Ustilaginales, Ustilaginaceae. The coding region runs from base 1 to 2520 and encodes 839 amino acids. The transcript has 7 exons. Gene Ontology annotation, cellular component: nucleus. Gene Ontology annotation, molecular function: protein-folding chaperone binding. The record is from RefSeq and is a predicted model, not a curated record.